UUUUAUAUAGGUAUAACUUUUUGCUGAACUUGAUGAAAAUGCGGUUUCUGAGCGCAACUUCCUGCUGUAAACUGUCAAACUGACAUUGAUAAUGCAUUGACACAUGCUAUGGACGGUAGAAGCAAGGAACAUAUUAGGGCUAUAACCGCGAAAAUCGAAGUUCGUUAAGUGCGGGCGUUUUUCUCUGUCACUCUAAUUACGUCUUAAUGAGAGUAAAAGAGAAAAAUCCCCGCAACUUCAGUUUUCGCGGUAGGCCCCCGGGCCUGAUAAAGUGUGUAUCUAAUUGGUACUUAAAAAUUAGUAUUCAAGUUUAAUAAAAUUGUUUAGGCUAGGCCUCAAAAGCACGAGCGCUGUUAUAAAGGGCCCUCCACACUCGUGCGCGAAUCGAGGCGCGAAGCCGCGAACGCGAGUGUGGAUGGCCCUCGCGUCGAUUUCGCAGAUUGUUCACGCCUUCGCGACUUAUUCCCCGUUUUUGUCGGUAUUUGGCCCGCGUCAAUGGAGACGCGAAGCGCGAACUUGCAAGACUCCACACUCGCAAUCGCUUCGCGCCGCGAUUCGCUCACGAGUCGGUUAAUCUGUUAAACUGUCAUAACCUUCUAUGGCGGCUACUUGGUUAUUGGGUGCGAAUUUGAUCAACCAAAAAUCAAUUUGACUGUUCCCAAGGUUGAAUCAGUGCUUUGCCACAAACUAAAUCCAAUCAGCUGACGCUUCGGCGCCAUCUUGCCGCGAACCAAACUGCGAAAUCGCCGUGAAGUUGUGCGAGUGUGGAGUCUACGUCAACGUCACGGUAUGUUCGCUCCGCGAAGUCGCGCCGCGAUUCACGCGCAUAGUCUGGAGGGGAUUUAACGUUUUAAACAUAGAUAUAUAUAGAUCUAUGGUUUAAAAGCGUUUACAUGGCACAAACUGAUCGCUUCUUUGUCGAGCGUUGUUGGUUGUUGGAUUUCCAAUUGAGUGUUGGCCAUUAAAUUUAGUGUACAGGGGGCCUACCGCAAAAACCGAAAUUCGCAAAUUGCGGGGAUCUUUCUCUUUUACUCUCACUAAAACGUAAUGAGAGUGACAGAGAAAUAUGCCCGCAAUUGACGAACUUCGAUUUUCGCGGUUAUAGCCCAGGGGGCCUACCGCGAAAACCGAAAUUCGCAAAUUGCGAGGAUCAUUCUCUUUUACUCUCACUAAGACGUAAUUAGAGUGACAGAGAAAAAUGCCCGCAAUUGACGAAUUACGAUUUUCCCGGUAGCCGCCCAGACCUUCCAACAUAAGGUUCGAACGUGACGCUUAGCUAAUGGUGCGGAUGCAAGAGUAAUAUAUUUCCAUCGGUAAAAAAAGCAACAAUUUAUUACCCCAUAGAAAAUUUGAAUUUCGCGCCUUUUUCUACUAACGUGUGCGUGUGCUAUAAAAAACGUUUUAACCAAAUGCGACGUUUAUAGAUGAAACCGAAACAGCCUAGUUCUUAUUAUCAGUUGUGUUGGUUCACACUGUCAUUAGUGUCAUUAUGACAGUCUUUGCAACGAAAGUGGGUGUGUUGUUGUGUGUUUAAGUUUAUCAUUCAACUUUACAAUUUUAUUGAAUUUAAAACAUACAAACACUUCAGUAAUUCCCUAAAAAUUAUAAUGCAUCAUAUAUAGUGGCACAUAAAACUCCUGCAUUUACCCUUGGCUUAAUUGGAAAUUUGAUCAAUAUGGAUUACGACUAUCUUAUAAAACUACUGUGCGUUGGCGAUUCAGGAGUUGGAAAGACUAGUUUUCUGUAUAAAUACACCGACGGCGUUUUUCACACUCAGUUUAUCUCGACAGUUGGUAUUGAUUUUAGGGAAAAAUCUGUGAUUUACCAACAGAAUGCAAGGCAGCAUAGAAUACAUCUACAACUGUGGGACACCGCAGGGCAAGAGAGGUUCAGAAGUCUCACAACAGCCUUCUACCGUGAUGCAAUGGGUUUUCUGCUUCUCUUCGAUCUGACUAAUGAGGCCUCUUUCCUGGAGGUCAGGAAUUGGAUUGAGCAGUUGAAGACACACAGUUUGAGCGACGACCCCGACAUUGUCCUCUGCGGGCACAAAUGCGACCUUCAAGAGAAACGCCUGGUCAACCAGAAUCGAGCUCGAGAGUUCGCUAAAAACUACAACUUGCCUUAUUUAGAGACCAGCGCAAAGUCCGGACAGAACAUAGACCGGGCUAUAGAGAUACUGUUAGACAAAGUGAUGAUUAGGAUGGAGUCGUCAGUGGAGUACGCGAUGUUGUGCGCGUCGGGGCGGCGGCGGCAGUCCUUGCAGAGACUGCAGGCCAAGCAGGACAGCAAGCCUUGCUCCUGCUAGACUGAAGGCGGUCCCACUGCGGCGUACACUACUAUAGAAGCUACUAGAAUGACGUAUGAAACUAUUAAGUAGGCGUGCGUAAGGUCAGUCGCACAUUGCACACAUUUUCAUACGAAAUUUACGCAACCGUAAGGACGAUCAAGACGUUUAGUAGAAUAUGAAUGCGUUCACUCGUUUGCAUAUCUACGCCUUGAAUUUGUUCAACUGUGCGACCGGCCAAAGAAUAGCAUUAAUGGAAAGCGUGUUGGAAAAAAAACAAUCUUCAUUUAAUACGAAACGAAUUAAAAAAACGGAUGUAGCGCGGUUGUGCACUGCAGUGGGCUUUCGGAUUUAUUAUCUGUGAUUUUAUACACUCCUAAUAUUUUACAAUUAUUUUCGAUUUUUUGUCCUAAGUGCCAAAGACACAACUAUCGUAAACAGUCAAAUUUCUAAAUUUUAAAUGAGUAAUAUAUAUUUUUUAGUUUAGCCUUAAACUAUAUUGGGACUUACUACGGUAUGUGAGACUGAUUUUGAUUUUAUAGUACAAAUGAACUAUUUAUUGGCGGGCUAAAACGGUUAUAGAUAGGUAGUAGAAAAUAAUGAAUACGGUUACUACUACUAGACCGCGAGCCAGGAGCAUAAAAUGCCCGCCCCACGGCUGAUAAAAUGCCGGAUUUAGAGGUCUGGAGGCCUCGGGCAAUAAAGGAGUGGAGGCCCCCUGGCUCCAAAUUAUUUUCCAAAUAAAAUGGUAAAUUUUCCGAAGUCUAUUGUGGGGGCCCCUCUGUUGUGGAGGGCCCAGGGCUGUAGCCCCGGUUGCCCUCCCCUAAAUCCGGCCCUGGGCUGAUACUUUAUCAGGUGAUACUUUAGAUGCUAUUUUAAAUAAAAAAUCAGCCGGUUGUGUCGCGGUGAAAAGACCGUCAGCUGGUCCCAUGAAUAUGUAAAACUAAUUUUAUCCGCAAAGUAUGCAUAAUCCGUUUAUUGAAACACCUGAUGGAUUCAUGAUUUUGUUAUCACUAAACACAAAAAAGUAAAGCGCUUAUUUUUUACAUGUUCAUGCGACCAACUGACGUUCUUUUCACCGCGAUACAACCGGCUGACGAUUUUUUAAAUUCACAAUAACAUCUGACAAAGUAACAAACGGGAGCGAUGUAAAAAAAAUGCCAUUCCUCAACCCACCAACGGAGCGGCAUCUAACGCUCACGAGGGUUCAUCAUAAUUAGCCGUUAAUCACUAUACGAGUUAUCGCCUGGAAAGCGAUUGGUUAUGGAUAACUGUUCCUGGCUCACGGUCUAUACUGUCAGCUUCAUAUACCUUAAAGGAUUGAACUUUUACUUGGUCUCCAUAGGCUGUAUUGAAAAUGGGUUAUGCGCUAUUUCAGUCAGUCCGCUCAGAACUAAUCGACGUUCGACGUAUGUGAUAACUGCGGUACCUGCAAAAGAUUCAUGCUGUAUAGUUUUCAAACGCCGCACAAGCGCCGUCAUAGCAACGCAGAACAUAAUCAUUAUGGACCAACAUACUGACUAUUGAGCGAGCGACCCCCAAGUCCCUACCCGACAAGUCGAGCCGAUCACAAGCGCCUCCCAGGCGAUUUACAUAGUCGUGCGGAGGAAGCCCCCUCUUUUUGUUAUUGAGCAGCGGUACUAAGCAGGUCAGAGAUAAGAGUUGAACCUUCCGCGCCACCGGUCGGUCCCUUAAUGCAGGGCUGAGAAGUGAACGCAGGCUUGCCAAGCACAAGUGCAGCAAACCGUGCUAAACUCCUCAUUUCACCUCAACCGCUCUUCACCCCUGCUCCCACCCGCAUUCACGGAUGGUGCAAGGGAAACAACAUCGGCACCCCACAUGGUCCACUACUGUGACUCAGUAUUCGCAUUCGCGCUCAUCUCAGUCGCCUUUGAGAUGCUGUGUUGCGGCCCGCUGUUCUCUUAGGAACUCUGUGCACUCUUUAGUUUCUUAUGCAACACUUACGAGUUCUCGGUGCGUCGUGUCCCACACCCAUUUACCCUUGAGAAUGUCUCCCAUUUGGAUUUUUGGAGCAACCGUUCCCCCAUCGGUCUCGGCAGCGGUGCCUCUAGCAGGCUGGGGGUAGGAGUUGAUACAUCAGGACUCUCUUCACGCUGGUGCACCCGUUACAGAAAGGGCUGUUGUGGGUUGUGUGUUGUGUGGCACGGCCCUCCUAGUGAACCCAAUGCUCACCAACCGAAACGGUGGUAGCAUUUCUAGGAAGACUCGUACUACACUUCUCCCAACACCCCAGUGACCCCGCUGGAGCCUGAAAAGGGCGGCGAAUCCACUGAAGGUUGGGUACCCUUUCUGGAGUAACUAUAACUAACCCGCACUUCCCAGUUCUCUCACAAUAAGGAAGCGAUAACCUGGGAGUCAUAGUUACUCCCGCCCUUAAAUACACAAGAGCUUGUUUUGCACUUUGAUACUAAAGUCAUUGAGAAAUAAGUAAGUAAACUUAGAGUGCUCACUCCAAACAUGAGUUUCCUUACUUGAUGAUAAUAAUUUAUAUGGGAGAUCCCUACGUCCGGUUGAACGUAUUAAUAAUAUGUUUGAAGGGCACUUAAAUUAUCUUAAAUCUUAUUACAAAUAAGUUGUCCCAAACCUCGCUUAAAUCAUAUUAUAAAUUGGUAUUUAUCUAAGUAUGGGGUGAGCACUGAGCUAUUUCUCUAUGCUAAAGUAUAAAAGUGGAUCAUACAGUACAUCUUGAUGAUUUCUGUAAUCACUGCACUAUGACUCCACGAAUAAUCUUCAUGGGUCUAAGCACCAAGCAUGAAAUUCAUUCCAGUCUGAAUUCGAUUCAAUACUCUAUUGUUUCGUGUAAAAUAUUUCGAAAUCCAGUGGUAAAAAUGGAAAAUGACGUAAAAUUUCAAUUCUUUUAGCACAAAUACGAUUUGGCGGAUUGUAAGUGAUGUGUAAAAUACACUGUAUACGGUGUAGGUACCAGGGUUUUUUUGUGAACCAAAUUAUGUCUAGGCAAUUUAUUAUAUACCCACCCUAAAUUAUUUAUUGUGGCACAAAGUGUUAUUAUUUCACUAAAUAUUGCACGAUAUUGUUUUGUGUGCAUAUUAUAUUAUAGUAUUAAUAAGUAAAGAGAUCUCUUAAACUCUUUUGUAUUUUAAUAAAGCUAGUCGAUUUUAACAAUCUUUUUCUACAUAUAAAUACAUACAUAUUUACGACCAAAUCAUUCCAAAUUUAUCAGGAUUAUGUCCUGUACAUAAUUUAAUUAUACAUAUUUAUAUGAACACAAUAUUUAAUUACAUAUACUGUAGAUUAGUACCUAAGCAAAAUAAUUAUUAAUCAUUAAGUAAACUAAAGGUUUUUUUGUAUUACUUAAUCGAUAUAUUUUAUCAGUAUUCUGACUUUGACAAGGUUAAAAACUUAUGAAAUGAGGCUAAAUGAAAAAUAAAAUAAACAUAAGUGUGUAACUUAUCAAUACCCAUAUCAAGGAAAGUGAGUUUAGUACAUUUUCUAAAGGAAUUUAUUAUUGUAAUAUAUUAAUUAUAGUUAUCAGCAGAAGAGUCGAGGUAAAUGAUUAUACACACAACAGCUAGCCCGAGUGCUAGUUGCCCAAAAGCCAGCGAAUGUUGAAACAUUUGGGACGCAAUAUUGUGUCUAUGGGAUUCAACGGGUUAAGCCCCCAGUGACGCAAUAUUAUACUUAUAUUGACGAAGCUCUCAGUCAAUAUUUUGACUUCGAAUAACGAUCCAUAUGACUGACACGUAUCACUGACAGUUAUUCCUUCUCAAUAAAUACAGAGCGACUGGUAAAUCGACCUAUUCCUUGAAAGGGGUUAUUCUAGAGCUUAUUUACAAUGUUUUUAGUCCAGCCAACUAGGGGUCUAAAUUCAAUGGUUUUCGAGUUAUUUAAGUUUUUAGUUUUUUUCGAUAAAACGCCAUCUUCCGACCUAAGAAUGGCGAUUAUAAAAAAAGUACAAGAUUUAGGAUGGUUAAUUUUUGUUUUAUGAUUUUAAUUUUUGUUUGUUGCUACUUUAGCUGACGAUUUUUGAGCUCUAGUCAGACAAUACAUUAGAUAUUCUAGUUCGUUGGUUAAGGUUUAAAGAAUCUUUUUAGUCAAUAUUAUAUUUGGCUGUCAAACGCUGUGUGAUCUCAACUCUGGUGCCGAUACCUACUUACCUACUACUAUACCUACUUUAAGCUGUCUAUAUCCUAUUCUAGUCAUUUGAGUAUUAAAUUGUAUGAAAAUUUUUGUCACUGUACAGACAAAAACUUUAUUUUUACAGUAUUUUGACUGAUCUCAAGGUACCUAUUUCUAUUAAAAAAAAUUAUAAAAUCGUAUAAUACCAUUGGAUAUUGACAUAAUAUGUAUUUGUAUGAAUGUAAUAAACGCCUAUAUCUUCUAAGCUAAAUUAGGUUAUGAGAAGAAACGGUUUGAAUAUCUUUAAGCUUACAUAUUUAACAUUGUUGAGCGGGAAUUAUAUAUUACUCCGUAUUUGUUGAAAUGCGUUAUACGAAGAUAAUAAGACCAUGAUUUUACUUAAUAUUUUGAUUACAAUUGUUAAUAUUUAUUUCUUUGCGAUAGGCAUAUAAUGGUGGAUGUGAAAAGUUGACGUAUUCGUAAAGUCCUCAAAAUAACCUUACCAAAGUUAUUGGAGUAGACAUACAUAUGCGGGUCAGACACUAUCAAUAAGAAUGAUAUUAAUUUAAUAAAAAAUUAAUAACAUUAUCAUUCCUUCUUUCCAUUCCAAUUUUCAAUUCAUUUCGGUUUAGUGAUACUGUUUAAUUUUGUAAUUUGAAUGUACUAUAUACCUACUUAAAAGAAAUUCCUUUCAAGUAAGAGAUGUAUAAGUAAUGUGUUUGGCCUGAAUUAGAAUUGUCUAAAAUACACUAAUAUUUGCGUGUGUGAAAUUCAUGACAUUUCCGCCUUAUGGUAUACAUGUAAUAGGUAAAUUCUAUUAAUCAAAGUUUUAUGUACAUAUUUGGGCCGAUUUUUAUUUCGAUGUUAAUGUUUUUAGUGACUUAUGGGUCGGUUUUUAUUUUCUUGUCGACUUUUUUUCGUAAGUAUUACAUAUAAUUUUUAAGAAAAAACCGACUUCAAUAAGGGGUGAAAGAAAGAUUAUUGUUGAUUUUGGAUUUCAUAAAAUGAAAUAAAAAAGAGAGCGUCGUACGUCAAUUUUUUUUCUUUUUAUACUACGUCGGUGGCAAUCAAGCAUACGGCCCGCCUGAUGGUAAGCACUCUCCGUAGCCUAUGUACGCCUGCAACUCCAGAGGACAUGCGUGUUGCUGACCCUAACCCCCCCCCUCGUUGAGCUAUGAUUAGGGUCUAGUGUUAUUUGGAAUGAUGUAGAAAAGGAGGUAAAAUAUUUCACAACAUGCAUGAAAUAAAGCAACAUAUAAUUUUUAGAAAAACAUUAUAGCAGUUAUUUUUAAACACAAGUUCUUUUUAAUAAAUAGGAAAGACAUAUAAAUAUGAACAUGCGAAGAAAACGAAUUGCCAAACGUGAACGUUCAAGAGUUCCGUUCUGUUCAUCAUCACCAGUUCCAUUUCAUCAAAUGUCACUUCUACAAAUGUAAAUGCGUGAUUUGUUAAUGAAAAUACUAAGAUUACUAUAUAUAUAUGCCUUUAACAUUUGAGGAGUUCCCUCGAUUUCUCAUGGACUCCAUCGUCAGAACUCGAAUUUGGCAAAAAUUGGUCUUGAAAAUCUAAUUUGCUACAUACAUCGCCACGAAGAGGAUACAUCGCCAAACGUGAAUUAUGCGUCCUUAAAGAGUUCCAUUCUCAUCAUCAUCAGCAGUUCCACUUCAUCAAAUGUCAAUUUUUUAAAUGUAAAUGCUUGAUUUGUUAAAGAAAAUACAAAAAUCACUAUACGUAUGCCUUUAACAUUUGAGGAGUGUCCUCGAUUCCUCAUAGAUUCUACAAUCAGAUCUCGAACUUGACAAAAAUUUGUUUUAAAAACCUAAUUUGCCUAACAAACAUAACGAAGAUGACAAAUCGCCAAGCGGGAACUAUGCGUCGUUGAUGAGUUCCAUUCUGAUCAGCAUCAGCAGUUCUACUUAAUCAAAUGUCACUCCUCAAAUGUUAAAGGCAUACGUAAAUUAAAUAAAUACAGAUUGGUUCCGUUUUUUUCAAAAUCAGUUCAGUGGCCCAUCAUCAGAACUGAUUUUGACAAAAACGGAACCAAUCUGUAUAUAUUUAAUUUAAACCAAAAAAAUAUUUUUUUUUAUUGGUUCAGAAUGACGGAGUUAUCAAGUAACAAACAUUAAUAAAAAAACAUACAACCGAAUUGAGAACCUCCUCCUUUUGAAAUCUCGAAGGCGGUUAAAAACUUGGCCGGGUUAAGAAGGUCCUCAUUAUGGGUGUAAUAAAUUCAAAAUCCCAAUUUGAUACGAAAAAUUUAAUUUUUCAUUAACUUACGAAAAUACCAGUGGAAGAUUAGGACAUACGCUGAAAUUGCGCUUAAUACAUACCUACAGAAUUGGGAAGUAAGUUUAAGUAUAAUCGAUAUCUGACGAUUAAAAAAAUCGGCAAGAAAAUAAAAAUCGACCCAUUCACUACUCCAUGGCAAAAGUUAGAUCGCGUUAAAACUGGUUGACAAAAUAUAUAUACCUAUAUAUUUUUUUCCAUAACGGGAAGGUUGCAAAGUAUUCCUAAGUACUCUAUAUAAUAGGCAGAUUGUAUUUGUUGUAUACCUAUCAAAGAGAAUUUGAAAUAGGGGUGGAUUGACAAAAAAAACUUUGUAGUGACAGUAAAUUUACUGUCAUCUUUCGACACAUGAUUAAAACCUAGGUUAACUAACAAAUUCAGAUUAUGGCGCCAUCGCUCGAAA
Molecule: messenger RNA, 9071 nt
Organism: Cydia pomonella (codling moth)
Lineage: Eukaryota; Metazoa; Arthropoda; Insecta; Lepidoptera; Tortricidae
Gene: Rab27
Product: ras-related protein Rab-27A
Exons: 5
Coding region: 1676-2305 (209 amino acids)
Biological process (GO): positive regulation of exocytosis; melanosome transport
Cellular component (GO): melanosome; secretory granule
Molecular function (GO): GTP binding; GTPase activity
Source: RefSeq, a predicted model, not a curated record